UGCACUAAUGACAAGUUAAAGUUCCUGAUGAACUCUUUGAAUAUAGAUACAGAAGGGCUGGUGGAACUUUUCUACAUACGGAAGUCUUGCAAAUUUAUAUUUAAUCCACAAAGUCUCAAUAAUGAAAUGGCUAGAUUUUACAUACGGAAAGAGAUGAAAAUGAUUCAGAGUGUGAUUAAACCCCCAAAAUCAAACUUUAAAAGCUACGAUUUAAACCAUAUGGGUAUUAAUGUGAUGAAGAUUGAUGAAGAGGACCUUAACACUACGGAUCCCAGGAUUGGUAUCAGUGUACCACAGUUGUUGCCUCAGAAUGAGACCUUUAUUCCUGAAGUCUGGUUUCCAGCUAAUGCCUUGCAUGAAAUCCCAGAGAAGAAGAGGGUAGUUGGCACGGUUAGCUACAUGUGGCAUGAUCAGUUUGAGAUGUACCCUGUCAAUAUCUCCUCUGUGGUCAUAAGAAUAGAACUGUCAGAAGGAAAACGGCUUAAGAAUCUGAACACUCCUAUUGAAAUGGUUUUUCGUAAUGUUGUGGCGAAUGUUUCAGAGAAUGGCACAAUGUUUGUUUGCCAUUACUUUGAUGAAAAUGACUUUCAUUGGAAAAAAGAAGGAUGUAAAACUGAAAUUGCAUUGAGUAAUAUUACUUGCAGCUGCAACCAUAUGACACCCUUUGCGGUGUUGCUGAUUGAUUUAUCACAAAUUGAUGAAAUUCAUUGGCAAAUACUGUCAUACAUAAGCUACAUCGGCUGUGGACUCUCUGCUUUCUUCACUGCUUUAUCCAUUGUCAUAUUUUUAUUUUCUCAUCAAAAGGCAGACCACUCCAUUGCCAUCCAUGUGUCUCUGAGCGGAUCCUUGUUCCUUCUCAACACCACAUUUCUUCUGACUGAAUGGGGGGCCACAGUGAAGCCCGACUGGGUGUGUGUGCUUGUGGCAGCUGCCAUGCAUUACUCACUGCUCUGCUCUUUUACAUGGAUGGCCUUAGAAGCAGUACAUCUCUAUAUACUGCUAAUUAAAGUGUUCAACACCAACUACAAACACUACAUGCUCAAAAUGUCUGUCAUUGGAUGGGGCAUUCCUGCUAUAAUUGUCUCAAUCUCAGCGGGCGUGCAGAACAAUCAUUUCUACGGCAUGAAAGAGACCAUAAUGGCAGAUUCCAAUCAGACAAGUGCCAUCUGCUGGAUCAUAGAUGACUCUUAUUUCUAUUCUCUCAAUUUGGUCUACUUCACCCUCAUCUUUGUGUUCAAUUCGGGCAUACUGACGGCCGUGGCUUCAAGCAUUUGUAAGAUGAAACAGGUGUUCAGGAAUGUGAAAGACAAAAAAUGGAAAGAUCCCAGUAGAUUCAACGAGUCCUGUAAGAGCGGCUUCACUGUGCUGGGUCUCACUUGCCUCAUGGGAACAACAUGGGGCCUUGCGUUUCUCGGCUCAGGAUACGUCAACUAUCCUGUCCUCUACCUUUUCUGCAUUUUCAACUCCACACAAGGGUUCUUUAUCUUCAUCUGGAUUUGCCUGUCAACCAACAAGCAGAGGAAGAGGAAAAUGGAGGAGAAGAUGGCUUCAACUCCAGCAAAGACCUCCACAACCAAAACAGAAUACUUCUCAGUUGAGGAUGUGAAACCACGUAUUAUGCUCAUCAAGCUCAAAGACCAUAUUUUAAUCAGUCCCAACAAGAUCGCAUAUGGUUUUGAUCCACCUGCCACCGCACAUUACUGUGAAGAUGUAUCAUCUGAAUGUCUUCGUGAUCGUGGUUCCUGGACUAAAUGUUAUGAGAACAAAAUUCGUGAAUGUUCACAAAAAGGAAGAGGGGACCCAAAUUUUUAUUUAAAGACGUUAGAACCAUCACAAGAGGCUAAUGUGCAAAUGAAGAAUCAUAGAGUUCAAAUUCCAUCGGCAGCUUUGCAGAUGAGCCAAGGGGAUGAGGAAUAUGUGCGGGUGGUGGUAACUGUCCUAAACAGCUCUUACUUUGAGUUAGGACCCACACCAACAAAAGCUGCUGUAAAGCCCAGCUUUGUUUUAGACAAGUCUGUCCUUGUGGUAAAGGCAGGGAUCCAACGUGUUACAAACCUAUCAGAGCCUGUCAGGUUGCUGUUCAAAUCUCAGGAGCAGGGGUUAAAUGGUAUCUGUGUAUUUUGGAAAGAUUCAGAUGUUGGAGAAUCAGGUCACUGGAGCACAGAUGGCUGUAGAACUGACUAUAAUGAAACAAAUUUUAUCUGUCGAUGCAACCAUCUCAGCUUCUUUGCUGUUAUUGUGAACCCAGCAAUAACAGUGGAUGUGAAAACUGCUCUGAACCUCACCUACAUUAGUUACAUUGGGUCAGCUUUCUCUGUUGUCUUCACUCUCAUCAGCUUCUUCUUAUUAAUUUGUCUGCGCCGGCGGCGUCCCGAGAAGGCCCUUGGUAUUCAUAUUCAGUUGGCAGGGGCCAUGCUGUGCCUUCACCAGAGCUUCCUGGUGUCCAGUUUGGUUCUGUGGUAUAUCCCAGAAUUGGGUAAUGGGAGACUUUGCAAAGCCUUAGGCCUUAUUUUGCACUGGUCACUGCUGGCCACUUUGAGUUGGGCAGUUUUGGAAGGAUUUCACCUUUACCUACUUCUGAUCAGAGUCUUUAACAUCUAUGUACGGAAAUAUGUGCUCAAGAUCAGUGUGUUCGGAUGGGGUUUCCCUACACUGGUUGCAGUGGUUUGUGCAAUUGCAGAUGUUUAUGGAAAAUACACUGUAAGCAUAAUAGAUGCCGACAACCAAACCUCAAUAGGACACAUAUGUUGGAUAAGCAGCAGUGCCCCACACAACAUCAUAGCGACCUAUGUCACCACUGUAGUCUUUCCCUGUUUGGUCAUCAUUUAUAAUGGAAGCAUGCUGGGAAGGGUAGUUUGUCAGCUGUGGGGUUUGCGGAGAGCGGACUACAUGGAGCGCAAACAUAAUUGGAAAAUGCUCCAGAAGGAGAGAAUAACACAGUUGUGGAAGGAUGCAGUGACAGUGCUAGGCCUCAGCUGUGUGUUGGGGUUACCUUGGGGACUCUCCAGUAUAUCCUACAUCUCUACACCAGGAAUUUAUGUCUUCACUGUACUGAAUUCACUACAAGGUUAG
This is a messenger RNA of Periophthalmus magnuspinnatus, 3072 nucleotides long. RefSeq lists its product as uncharacterized. Gene Ontology annotation, biological process: adenylate cyclase-activating G protein-coupled receptor signaling pathway; cell surface receptor signaling pathway. The transcript has 24 exons. The record is from RefSeq and is a predicted model, not a curated record. Gene Ontology annotation, cellular component: membrane. Gene Ontology annotation, molecular function: G protein-coupled receptor activity. Lineage: Eukaryota; Metazoa; Chordata; Actinopteri; Gobiiformes; Gobiidae. Bases 28 to 3072 code for a protein of 1014 amino acids.